AUGGGCGGCGCUGAAUUGCUUUAUAUGAUACUUAUUUCCACUGACCAGGUGUUUGCUAGUCCAACAGACGACUAUUACAGAGCAGAUCAAGGACAUGGCUGUGUUCUUAGUUCUGGUUCCAGCCCUACAAAAUUCUCCAGAGAUGGGGACAUUGUAAUAAGUGGGAUCCUCAAAAUUUUCUUCAUAACUGCAAAUCGACAUGCUGACUUUCAGAAUUUUCCUGACCAGAUAAAGUGUGUAGGGCCUACCUUCCAUAACCUGAAAAAUCUACUGGCUUUUAUUUAUGCCAUAGAAGAAAUCAACAGCAACACAGAUCUUUUACCCAAUAUCACACUAGGAUACCACAUCUAUGAUGUUUGUGCCAGUGAAGAGCUGGCAUUGAAGAGCAUGCUCAACUUAUUGUCUAAUAAUGAAAACCCAUCUCCUAAUUUUAUCUGUCACACAAGGAACCUGGUUGCAUUUGUUGGACAUGUGUUAUCAACUAUCACUAACACCGUAGCACAAAUAAGCCAGCUACACAAAUAUCCUCAGAUAAGUUAUGGGGCGCUGGACUCUGUGUUUACCAAUCGCAUUUUGUACCCAUCUGUCUAUGGAACUGUUCCUACUGUAUAUUCUCAGUCUAGAACUAUUGCGCAGUUACUGGCCCACUUUGGAUGGACUUGGGUAGGAAUUGUGGCAGCAAAUGAAGAUAGCUAUUUCCAAGCAAGCGAGGAACUAAUAAAAGAAAUUAAAAGAGUUGAAAUCUGUGUAGAGUUCAAAGCAAUUGUAGCAACGUCAAAAUUAGCACGUGAUCAAACCAUCAUCAACACUAUAGGAUUGAUUGAACGUUCUUCAGCCAGGGUAAUCAUCUUGUAUUUGGGUGCAAACCAAUUCCUGCUUAUACUGUUCAAUGCACCUUCUAAACUCAUAUCAGAAAGACUUUGGAUAGCAUCUGUGACCUUGGAUAUUAUUACCGAUUACAAAUUUAAGCAAGCUCUACGUUCAUUUAAUGGUUCUCUGUUAAUAUCAAUCCCAGAAGGAGAUAUCCCUGGUUUUAGUGACUUUAUACCUCAAUAUAUUGUGACCAACAUCGCAAACAAUAAAUUUAUCCAAUCUUUUUGGGCAUUUAAUUUAGGAUGCACCGAGGAAUUACAAUUAAGUAACAAUAACUGUUCCAAAAAUGAGAUACUGAAAGAGUUUUUAUCACAAAACUUGCCAAGCAGUUACCAUACAUCCCAUGCUAUCUACGUGGCAAUAUAUGCUUUGGCAAAUGCCAUACAUAAUAUGAUUUUAGCUACAGAACUGUUACAGCCUGCCAACUAUGGUCUGAUAAGCACAAUACCAUAUAAGACUCCAACCUCAGUUUGUAGUGAGCCUUGUGCUUCUGGUCACAGAAGAGCUCAUCAGAAGGGAAAACCACCCUGUUGCUAUGACUGUGUUCCAUGCUCUGAUGGGGAAAUACCAAAUUCAACAGACAUGAAGAUUUGUGUCAAAUGCCCUGAAGAUCUAUGGCCUAACCCCAACAGGGAUAAGUGCAUUCAAAGAAUAACAGAGUUCCUAUCCUUUGAAGAUCCCUUAGGGUCAGCAUUGUCUUGUUGUGCUUCCAUCUUUAUUAUUGUUGAAACUAUUUUGUUCACCUUUAUAAAACACAGAAACACUCCUAUCGCCAGAGCCAAUAAUCUUAAAAUCAGUUACAUAUUACUUGUGUCUCUCAAGUUAUCCUUCCUUUGCACUUUCCUGUUUAUAGGGCGCCCUACUCAGUGGACUUGCCUUCUGAGACAAGCCAUGUUUGUCUUUAUCUAUUCUGUUUCCAUUUCUUCAGUUUUGGCUAAAACCAUAACAAUAUUACUUGCUUUUAAAGCCACAAAACCUGAGAACAAGUUUCGGAGUUUGGUAGGUGCCAGGCUAUCAUUUGUAUUGGUGUUUCUAUGUUCUCUUGGUGAACUUGUAAUAUGUGCUACGUGGUUGUUAUAUGCCCCGCCAUUUGUAGACACUGAUAGCAAAUCUUUACCAGGAAUUAUAAUCCUACAGUGUAACGAGGGCUCACUUACAUGUUUCUAUCUUGCAAUUUUUUACAUUGGCACGUUAGCUUCUUUUUGUUUCAUUGUGGCCUUUAUUGCACGGAAAUUACCAGACCGUUUCAAUGAGGCUCAGCACAUCACCUUCAGCAUGCUGGUGUUCUGCAGUGUCUGGGUCUCCUUCAUCCCAACAUACCUGAGCACCAAAGGCAACACGGUGGCUGUUGAGAUUUUUGCCAUCCUGGCUUCAAAUGCAGGUUUGUUGACUUGUAUAUUUGCACCAAAAUGUUACAUUAUUCUCCUGAAACCUCAACUUAACACCAAAGCAAAACUUUUUGUUAAAAUUAAACCAAGCAAAUAA
Messenger RNA from Xenopus tropicalis (tropical clawed frog), 2358 nucleotides. Its product is annotated as G-protein coupled receptor family C group 6 member A. Gene Ontology annotation, cellular component: plasma membrane; membrane. Gene Ontology annotation, molecular function: G protein-coupled receptor activity. Gene Ontology annotation, biological process: G protein-coupled receptor signaling pathway. The record is from RefSeq and is a predicted model, not a curated record. Lineage: Eukaryota; Metazoa; Chordata; Amphibia; Anura; Pipidae.